Drosophila obscura is the source of this 1412-nucleotide messenger RNA. RefSeq lists its product as uncharacterized. The transcript has 3 exons. Lineage: Eukaryota; Metazoa; Arthropoda; Insecta; Diptera; Drosophilidae. Bases 110 to 1234 code for a protein of 374 amino acids. The record is from RefSeq and is a predicted model, not a curated record.
CAUCCAUAUCAUUCGAGUGCCACACUUCGAGACGCACACCAACCACCAAUCAGGACCCCAUCAGGACAACAGCCAACCAACCAAUCAACCAACCAAAACUCCAAGCAACAUGAAGCUGUUCAUUGUGCUCUGCGCUCUGGUUGCCAGCGCCACCGCCGGCCUCAUCCGUACCUCAUCCGCUGGCUGGGGCUCCAAUCCUUGGGGCGGCAGCAGCAGCAGUGGCUGGAACAGCGGCAGCAGUGGAUGGAACAACGGCUGGUCCUCCCAGCCACAGAUCAUAAAAGUAAUCAAGAUCGGUGGUGGCGGAGGCGGAGGCGGUGGAGGCUGGGGCAACAGCAACAAUGGAGCCUGGGGCGGCAGCAGCAGCAGCGGAGGCUGGGGCAACUCUGGCGGAGGCUGGGGCAACUCUGGAGGCUGGGGCGGCAGCAGCGGCUGGGGUUCCGGCUCCAACAGCGGCUGGGGUUCCGGCUCCAACAGCGGCUGGUGCUAUGGCUCAGCGAUUUACAAGUGGUUCGACAACGAUAUUGCGUCGGUGGUGGUGUGGUGGUUGUCGUGGUUGCCGGUGGCGUAUACGCGAUUUUCCUAUGCUCGAACGUUGCGUAUGCGCUUUGUGGGCCGUUCCAACAGCAGUCAGUCAGCCAGCCAGUCAGUGGUUAAUCAACCCCAUCCGAUCCGAUCCGAUUCGAUUCGAAUUCCAACCCAAAUCCAAGGACUUCCCCAGCACAUCAAGAUGCGUAACGCUCUACUCGGUCUCUUCGUUUGCGGCCUGCUCUUCGCUUUUGCCUCGGCUGGAUUGCUGGGCGGCGGUGGCGGAGGUGGCCAAGGAGGCUGGCAAAAGAAUGGUGGAGGUGGAGGUGGAGGCUAUGGCGGCGGCGGUGGCCAAGGAGGCUGGCAAAAUGGCGGCGGUGGCGGAGGACAAGGCGGCUGGCAAAAUGGCGGCGGCGGCGGCGGCGGUGGACAGGGCGGCUGGCAAAAGAACGGUGGAGGAGGAGGACAAGGAGGCCAUGGCGGUGGCGGCCAAGGAGGCUGGCAAAAUGGCGGCGGCGGCGGCGGCGGCGGUAGAGGUGGACAAGGCGGCUGGCAAAAUGGCGGCGGCGGCGGCGGCCAGGGUGGAUAUGGAGGCGGCGGCGGAGGCAAGUCCUUGGCCGGCAAUCGCGGAAGUUCAGUCUCCUGGCAGGGCGGAAAUGGUGGAGGCGGCGGCGGCGGUGGCAAGCACGGCGGUGGUGGCUGGUAAGCCACUCCAACCCCAAACCCCCACACAAAAUACUCCCUCAGUUGAUGCUGAUAUGUGUUCCAUGGCAUAGAGAUAGAGACACCAUAAUCCUUCUAAUUUUUGUUGAUCCAAAGUUUCUGCGCCAACUGUUUCUACUAUUUCAAUUUUUUUUUACUAAUAAACAACUUUAUGCAUUUUA